Molecule: messenger RNA, 651 nt
Organism: Acanthosepion pharaonis
Lineage: Eukaryota; Metazoa; Mollusca; Cephalopoda; Sepiida; Sepiidae
Source: the annotation of a GenBank genome assembly
AUGCUUCUUCUUCACUUCACAAUUCUCUUUCUUUUUCUUCUUUUUCACUUUAACCUUCUACUUCUUUUUCUUCUUCUUCUUCUUCUUCUUCUUCUUCUCCACUUAACAACUCUUUUUCCUUUUGCCCUUCUACGUUUUCGCUAUAUCUCCUCUACUUCCACCUCAUCCUCUAAAUCCAUCUACUUUUCUCUUCUUUUUUUAACCUCAACUCUUCUACUUUCUUUCUACUCUUUUUCUUCUUCUUCUUCUUUUCCUUCUUCUUCUACUUCUUCUUCUUCUGUUGCUAUUGUUGCUGUUGAAAAUUUUGUUCUUUAUUAUUUUUCUGUUCUACUCCUACUGCCACUUCUUCUUCAUUUCACCCUCGUCACUUUUCUUCUUUCACUUCGUCUUUUUAACCUUACCUCUACUUCUUUCUCCACAUCCCCAUACCCCAUCUAUUCUUCUUCUUCUUCUUCUUCUUCUUCUUCUUCUUCUUCUUCUUCUUCUUCUUCUUCUUCCACCCCAUUCUCCUACUCCAUCUAUCUUUCUCUUUUUCUCUUCCUCUUUUCUUAUUUAACAUCAAAUCUUCCUUUUCUUCUUCUUCUUCUUCUUCUUCUUCACUUCACUCUCAACACUUCCCUGAUGGGGGUGACAGAGAUAGCUGGGAAUUAA